AUGGCGUCGUCCGCCAAGAACUACAUCCAGCUGGCCAAGUCGCUGCCCGAGCCCCUGCAGCGCUUUUUCGCCCGCUGGCCCCCAGCUGCCAUCGUCCCCGAGGGGACUCCAAAAACCCUUUAUCAAGAGCGACGAGCGAAUCCCUUCGAGUUCUUCAAGAACCCUGCCACCGGAAAGAUGCAGGACCCCGUUUAUUCGAACCGUCGGCAGGCCCAGCUUGUCAAGAUGGCUCGCGAGCAUGGCGUUGAGCACCUGCUACCCGAGUCCAAGAAGGGAACCGCGUACCGCCUGGCUUACCGUGUGGAACACGGAUUGAGAGUCAAGGGUACUGGUGUUGGCCAAUCCGUCAAGGGGCACAUCCACGAAAGACACAUGAUCGCCAAGAUGGAAGCCAGGAGAAAGGCCAUGUUGGAGAUGCCCAAGCUCAUCAAGACGUGGAAGAGGGUAAGUUUGAUAUCAGCCAGCCUCGCAGCUCGGGGAGAAAUGGAGGAAAUCAAGACACCCGCCGCGGUGUCCCACUACCAGGUCCUCAACCUCACCCAGUCCCUCGUCGACUCACACCACAACCCAUCAACGCUCAUCAAGCGAGCCUACCACCGCGCGCUCCUCCAGAACCACCCAGACAAGGCGGCCCGGUCCCCGGCAUCGUCAUCCACAUUCUACUCCGUCGACCAGAUCACGGCCGCCUACACGGUGCUCUCCUCCCCAAGGGACCGCGCCGCCUACGACGCCUCCGCCCGGCUGUUGUCGCAGCAGCAGCACGGCGGCGGCCACGACGACCCGACGUCGGUCCAGUUUCGCACCGGGGUGGAGAACGUCGACCUCGACGACCUGCCCUUCGACGAGGGCGAGGAUGUGUGGUACCGGAGCUGCAGGUGCGGCAACGACCGGGGCUACGUCUUCGGCGAGGACGACCUGGAAGAGGUAGGGGGCGAGGGGGAGCUCAUGGUCGGCUGUCUGGACUGUAGUCUCUGGUUAAACGUUCAUUUUGCGCAGGUCGACAACGAUGAUACCGCUGGAACCUACAGGCCAUGGCCCCUUGAACUUCCCAAACGUGCUAGCACCGUCGUAGGAGACUCACCCUCCUCUGUAAACAAGUUCCUUAUU
This is a messenger RNA of Clonostachys rhizophaga, 1107 nucleotides long. The record is from the annotation of a GenBank genome assembly. Lineage: Eukaryota; Fungi; Ascomycota; Sordariomycetes; Hypocreales; Bionectriaceae.